AUUGAUUGAGCGCUAUCGCCGCUCCGAACUAUUGCGGUUCGUACGAUGUCGAACAUUAUCACUAAAUAGCGCUGUGUCAUUUUGUUUUCGUUUCAACCCUCAUCCCCCGCAUCGUUGGAUUGGACGACCGCAUAUCUGCACGAACUACUAAUUGAAUCUACAUCGGCGACAUUCACACGUGGCUUGCUCGCUGCUGUUAUAUCGAUCAUCCUACCCGUCAUCGUUAACAUUGUCGUCAUCAUCGACACGCUGUGUCCCCGUCGUUACGUGUGGAUUUCUUCUCGUCGGCGGAUUCGCUACGCUAUUUUAUUGUAACUUGUCUAUCCUUCGCGCUACCCGUGCCUUUUCUUACUUUCCCGUCCUACGUUUCUACCCCUCCACCUGUCUGCUGCGGCGCUGCACACCCUCUCUCCCGCCACCAACCCCUCAUCGCGCAUACUGUACGAUUUUCCCUCUAUCCCCACCCGCUUCCUUUUGCUCCUUCGCUAUCUUCUACACGCGCUUUCUUUAUUUACACCGUGAAUCCACGGACCAACACGAUCGGCAUAUUUAUACGCAUUCAUCGUGUUUUCUGCUGCUGGACCUUCCCAUGAUCAACGUUACGAACGUGUCGUUCGAUUGAUAUAUCUUGUGAAUAUACUGAUAUAAAUAAUCUAUGUACGCGCACCAUUUAUCCGUACAUUGUAUCACAAUGACCACGGGACAAUUUUCAUAUUUCGAGUGAAAUUUUGAUCGAUUUGCGCAUCGUGUGGAUUCGUGAUUGUCACUAAACUCUUACGACGGUCACGGGACCGUUAUCUACGCCGAUCGACGCCGACAUCGGCAUAAAUAUUGUUAUAACACCGGUAAUAAACCGCCAUCAUCUGCACCAUCGCCGAUCACGUGGCUUGUUCGACGGCGACGCUGUACGAUAAUGUUCACGCCGCGCCAUUAUGUGGCUCCGGCGUGGGCCAUCCUGGCUCCGUCACGCCGAUGGGAACAGCAACCGGAGCGGGGAAUUCCACCGGGGUGACUACCUGGUGGGCCAUGAUGAAUGGUUCCCUCUACGAGGACAGCCCGCCGCCAGUUCCACCGACAGCCUCGACUCUCGUAUCGAUUCAACAAACAACCUCAACACCAGGUUCUCAUCAACAAGCAACAACACCAACUUCACCUGGUGCACCAGCGUCAUCGGCAACGGCAGCGCCACCGGCUCCUACAGCGAGCGCCAGUUCAACUUCACCAAGCGCUUCUUCGGUAGCGAGCAACAGCGCAGCUGGACCGCUCCAUAUACCCGCCAAAAGAUUAACAGCGACUCCAGGAGGCAGUGGCACCACUUACGGAGAAGUUGCCUGCGUGGAAUCAUCAGGAGCACCAGGUGCAAGUGCAGCGGGCGUGAUACGGCACUCUCAUUCGGCAGGAUCCCAAGGCGGCUGGAGUUACAGUCCGCAUCAUCCCCAGGAUUCCCACUACUCGUCCACGGCGGGCGAAUCAUUAAAUCAUCAUCAAACUUACGGGGGUAAUAAUCCCCCGACUUAUUACAAUCUGGCGGCCGACCCUACUUCUACCUCCGGUUCCUCCAGGGACAACCGGAAGACCGGACUUUUUUGGUCGCCCGCGGCUGCUACCGCUGGAUCGGCCAGUACCGCCGGUUCUACCUCGGAUUACAAGUCCUAUAACUCUGCCGGCGCGGCAACUACAACGUCGACCACCGGUGGAUCCACUACCGGUGCUACCGGUGCAGCUGAUCCGGCCGUGUCGUCUUGUCAUCAAAGCUUCUCCCAGAGCUGGUGCAAUUACGCGCCGUAUACGACGGCGAGGCAUCAUCAUCCGGUCGACACGGCUGGACAUCAUCAUCCUCACUCGCAAGCGGGGGUACCGUAUCUGGCGCCAUCCGCAGCGGAUGAUCGCGGUAGGGUCGCUGCUGCCAUGGUCGCUGCGGAAGGUGCCUUUCCUCACGAUGGAUACGGCGGCUUGAGAAAUUAUGGAGCGCCCGAACCCGUUACUUCGAGUCCCUACCCACCUCCAGUGAUGUGGGGUUCCUCCCCAUCUUCCUUGUUUCCCGCAGGUUCGCUUGCGGGUGUGGGCGUCGGAGUUGGCGUAGCUGGCAUGGGCGUCGGGUGCGGAAGCUCUAACCCUUUGGAAUGGACGGGCCAGGUGACGGUGCGGAAGAAACGCAAACCUUACUCCAAAUUCCAAACUCUUGAGCUGGAAAAGGAAUUCCUCUUCAAUGCUUACGUGUCGAAACAGAAGCGAUGGGAGCUCGCGCGCAAUCUAAAUCUAACCGAACGCCAAGUUAAAAUCUGGUUUCAAAACCGUCGGAUGAAGAAAAAAAACAGUCAGCGGCAAUCUCAGCAGCAAAAUAACAAUAAUAACAACAGCAGCAGCGCCAACAACGCGAAUCACCAUGCGACGACCGGUAGUCAUCAUCAUCCGAGCACCGCGCACGCACCACCUUCGAGUCACCACGUGGUCGCGCAGGCGCAUCACGCGAACGGCUCCACGAAGCAUCAUCAGUGA
This is a messenger RNA of Pogonomyrmex barbatus (red harvester ant), 2499 nucleotides long. RefSeq lists its product as uncharacterized. Gene Ontology annotation, biological process: regulation of transcription by RNA polymerase II. Gene Ontology annotation, cellular component: nucleus. NCBI's taxonomy places the organism in Eukaryota, Metazoa, Arthropoda, Insecta, Hymenoptera, Formicidae. The record is from RefSeq and is a predicted model, not a curated record. Gene Ontology annotation, molecular function: DNA-binding transcription factor activity, RNA polymerase II-specific; RNA polymerase II cis-regulatory region sequence-specific DNA binding.